This is a messenger RNA of Wasmannia auropunctata (little fire ant), 5048 nucleotides long. It is a transcript of the gene NFRKB, whose product is annotated as nuclear factor related to kappa-B-binding protein. Gene Ontology annotation, molecular function: protease binding. Gene Ontology annotation, cellular component: Ino80 complex. Bases 248 to 4852 code for a protein of 1534 amino acids. NCBI's taxonomy places the organism in Eukaryota, Metazoa, Arthropoda, Insecta, Hymenoptera, Formicidae. The record is from RefSeq and is a predicted model, not a curated record. The transcript has 16 exons.
AUGCUUUGCAUAAUAUUGUUGUCAUCGUGUUUAAUGAUUAAAAAAUGCUGGAAAGUUAUAAUUGUGCCGAGACAAAUAGUCAAUAGUGAUGUUACUUAAUAUUCGUUUUGUAAUCAUCCGUGCUGUACGAUACAAAUGCUUGUAUGAGUGAUAAAAUAUCUGAAAGAUCUUUUCGUCUUUUUCUCCGUGGGUGUUGCCCAUAGUGCGCAGACAGGAGAGAGGUGCAUGAGAUUGAAAAACCAAAGAAAUGGAGAUAGAUGAAUGUUCAGCCGGUGGAGAUAGCGGAGCAGAGGAAGAUGAAGAAGAAGCCUCAACGCAUGAUUCUAGAACUGAUAGUAGCAGUAGUAGUAUGAGUGGUAGUAGUACAACAACGGACAGCGAGCAAGAUAGCGCAGAGGAUCAUGCCACAAGCAGUAGUGAAAGCCAUAGUUCGGCAGAGGAAGAUGAAGAUGAAAAUGAAAAUGCAGAAUUUAUGGUAAACGUCGAGAACCCUGAUGCUUUGAGAUGGGAAACUUGCGUUGCUGCUAAUAUUAAAGUAAAACUACCACAGGAUCUUUGUGAACACUUCAGUAUUUUUAAGGAGAUGCUGGAUUAUCCACGUUUCUGGAAUGAAUGGCUUACUGAAAGUCAACGAGAAACAUUAUAUAAUCUUUUACCUACUUUUCCAAAAGACUCCAAUAUAGAAGCACAAAUGGAGAAAUCGCUACAAAUGUUGUUCAAUAGAGAAAACGAUAGAUUUGGUGUAACGGCAUUGGACACGUUUCACAAUCAUCUUUCCUCUGGUCACUAUCGUCCGGACAUUAAAAGAAUACGCGGUUUAGUUCGUAAAGCGCAAAAAAGAAGAUCGUUGUUCGAAGAACGGAAACGGUCAUACGAAUUAGCAAAUCAGUUGCUAAAAUCGCGGGAAAGUUUAUUAUCAAACGCAUACAGACAAGGUUUCAAUCAACCGGUAAACCGUACAAUGUCUAAACUUCAUUGGCGAAAGUCGAAACCAAUAAUGGUUGAAGAAAAGACUCAGUUGCGCUAUUUGGAGGAGCUAAACGCAGUCCGGGCAGAACUUAGAACCAGCACGAGACUGUCCGCUGAUACAACAUCUGAAAAUGAGGAGAAUUAUCCUCAUUAUCAAAUGACUGGUGCUAAACAAAAGAGAAAACGGCGUUUUACUAUGAAUCUCCAAGGAUUGUCAGUUAAAGGCCUACAGCUCAGCCAUGAGGACGAUACAAUUCGACCUGUAUUUUCUACCUUGCAGCGAAUGGAGUAUGCUUCUAAUAGAUCAUUGUUUGUACGUGAACAAACGGAAGAAACAUACCGUGCUAUGUUAAUCGCACAUAAAAAACGUCGUGCCCGUCGUGAUCUUCAUCCGGAACUGAACACACAAGGAAUUGCGCUUGCAGACCUCACACAAAGAUCACAAAUUGGUCAGAAGCAGAAACUCACAAUUGGCAAUUCUACGAAGGUUACAUCUGCUAAGAAGAAAAUCAAAUUGGAACAAAAUUCGUUAUGUCCACCCGCACCAAAACUGCCAAAUUCCAAUUCUAUAAAGCACGAAAGCGAUAACAGCGAUUACUCCCAUACAACGGACGACAAUAAACAACCUAACAUCGCGGACGUAGAUUAUAAUAGAAUGACAACACCUAUUAAAUCAGAACCUAUUGAGGCGUAUGAAGUACAUCCAGUAGCCAAAAAGAAAAUCAGUCCAGUAACUCAGAAGAGUAGCAAACCAGCAAUAACCAAUAUACCAGAGAUAAAAAAAGAAAUUGAAGAUACAGAGUUUGACAAAGUUAAAACCGAAUUAAGUUUGGGUGUGAGCGAGGAUGUGCUGGCUGAAACUGAAGAAGAAGAGGAAAAUGAAUCGAAGAAAGAACUUGAUUUAGACAGUAUUGAUAUGAUGCAGUUACCAAUUCAACUGGAUGAUGGAAUUGAUAUACUUGACGAUGUUAAAUGCGAAGAUGAGGGAAUUAUAUCAAUACCAGAGACAAAAAUGACUGUACCGUCCAAUGAAUGUAUAGAUGUUAACAACGGGGCGGAAUUGAUGCAAGAGACGCAUACAUGUUUUUUCUCUCUGUUACGAGACGCUUUCACUUCUAAGGGAGAGUACCGAAUGAGUGCGGCAGAAAUGAAAGAAGCAAUAACGCAAUGGCAAAGCAAUCCUAUUUCACCUUUGAAUGAUUGGUAUUCUUUGGUACCUUCAUGGUCUACUUUAGUACCAUUAGCACUAGGGUUUCUUGCGGGCGAAUUGAUGUAUUCUCAAGAUUUGGAUCAACGGCAAGAACGAGAUCAGGAACUCGUACCCUAUCUGGAAAAUAAGGGUCGAGGCGUAUACGCAUGGAUCGGUGCUGGGAGAGAUUCUGAUACCCGAUUACAAGACUUGUGUACAAAAUUCCUUAUGUACAAAGACGUGUUGACACCACCAUACACUCCAACUACUAGUACUGUAACAGCUACAAAAUCGCAGCAGUCUCAAUUCUCUUCGAAUAAUAACAGCAUGAGCAAUAAUGCGAUUGUUACAAGCGGAAUCUUGCAAAGUGGUAGAAGCGGAAGUCCCACACUGGAAACUACUAACAUGGAUGCUAGUGCCAGUGGAACAGACUGGGAACCACCUCGACCACUAUUUCCUACAGAGUGGAAAGUUCGACCGUCCACAAUAGAGGAACGCGAAGAAUUUCGAAGACAGGAGCGUAUGCGUUAUGCUGCACCUCAUAAAGCAUUUACUUAUCGCAUGCACGGUUAUGCCUCCGUAGUCGGCCCUGUCAAAGGAAUUUAUCAGCAUAACGUUGCUUCAGGACAAGCUAAAGCACGAGGACAUUCGUUGCUGGUACCGGAUCGUCCAAAUUUUGUAACAAUUUUAGCGUUAGUUAGGGAUGCUACCGCUCGACUUCCGAAUGGUGAAGGAACUCGAGCUGAUAUUUGUCAAUUACUGAAGGAUUCGCAGUAUAUUAUAGAACAAGAUAAUGAUGAAAAGGAAGGAUAUCUCCAUUCUGUGGUAUCAGGAGCGCUUGAUAGAUUACAUUACGAGACAGAUCCUUGUGUUAGAUAUUAUCCUCGUCGAAAGGAAUGGCUUUAUCUUCACCGAGGACGAUCUGAAUCUGAAUUUGAAAUGGUUCAUCAACAAUUACAAGGCAUUGCGAAAAAUAAGAAAAGUGUUGGUAAUACUUCACGAAACAAAGUAGUGCAGCCAAUCCUCAAAUCUGCCAAUAUAAAUAAGGAACAAUCAUCGAAUACUAAGGAAGUUGUUCUCAAAAAAGAAAGACGAAUUACAGCUGUAACUACGCAACCUGUUAUUCCCAAGAAAGAACAACGUAAAACCGAAGAUAAAAUUGUCCCUGACCAUCCUAUACCUACUGAACAUUCCGUUAAUGCUAAUGUAGAGAUGGCAGUUAGUACAAUAACAUCAGCGAUUUCUACCGUUGAAACUCCUGUUUCUGUUGCAUCCAUUGUAACUUCUUCGGCUACAGCCACAAAUGUAGUAAGUACAGAACGAGAUAACAUUGCGAUGGACACAAAAUCGCAACUCGCUCCAAUCACGAUGGUAAAAAAGGCAUCUACUGUUGGAGGAAAACCAAUCGCUGUACUCAAAACAAAUGCCGCUCAAAGUCUAUUGCAGUCGAAUCAACAUAAUUUUCCGCAUCACCAAAUUCAAGUAUCAACAUCUGCUGGCCUGCAAACCAUUCGUCUGUCUGGACAUUCCGUGUUGCAAUCUGCACAACAAUCUGCUUCAACUAGUAAUAGUUCUAACGUAGUCAAUGGAACUACAAAUUUAACGACGAUACUGCCAUCUGCAAAAACGCAAAAUCAGCAACAACAGCAAUCAGCUAUAAUGACAAAUCAAACGGGGAAAAGUAUUUUACAAACCACUAAUAUAAAGCAACAAUCGCAACAGCAACAACAACAGCAACAUGUAUUACCGGGAAAAACUCUCUUGGCAUCACAGAUUAAAUUAGUCAGUUCGAGUCAAAUUAAAUCGUUACUCACGAGCCACGGUCUUCAGGGUCAAACUAUAUUUAUCAAACAAUCCUCACCAUCGAAUAAUCAGUCGCAACAGCAACAAUUACAGCAACAACAACAGCAACAACAACAGCAACUAAAGCAACAACAGCUCCAACAACGAGUUACAACUAACCAACAGCAACCUGUACAGCAAACUCCGGGAAUGCAACGGAUAAUUGCACAAAUCGGAGGGAAACCAAUUGCUGUGCAAAUACAACAAUCGCCUCACCAUCACCAACAGCAGCAACAACAAAAGAUACUUGCGAAAGUUUUAACAAAUAGUAGCGGGGGACAGAUUAUCUCUGUUGAAAGUUUGCUAGCACAGAAAGGAUUGAAAUUGGCUACUACUGGUGGUCACACUAAUCAGCUUAACAGACAAGGCAAGCAGGUCAUACAGGCUCAAUACCAAGUAGUGCCGCAAGCACAAGCGUCUUCUAGUCAGUCAAAGAUAAUAGCAGUCAGCACACAACACCAACAAUCUCAGCCGCAACAGGCUCAGACUGUCCGAAUGGUUACCGCUCAACUUGCGGGAAAACCUAUCGUAUUAGCAAGCAGUAACAAAAAUGUUGGGGUUGCAGUGAGCACCAGUGGCGGAAAUGUAGUAUUAGGCAAACAGCCAACCUCUCAGCAACAACAGCAACAACAAACACAGCAACCGAUUAUCUUGCCGAGUCAGCUGCUUAAUAUCAAAACAUUGCACGGGCUCAAAGUGAUUCCCACACCGACUGGAUUAAAAACUGCAGGUGGUGCCGUGUAUGCUCGAGUUAUUGCCCCUACAACAAUCGCGUCCACGCAGGCUACGUCGAAUCAACAGCAGACUCUUCAAACACAAUCACCAAGAAAUCCUUCAUACGGCACACCUUGACAAAAUUGAUAUUGUUUACAUAUAUUUAUACUUAAUUUGCUUGGCACUAUUUCUUUGAUUGUUUAUAUGUUACACACAUUAGUGAUAAGUGAUAUCUCAUUAUGCGUACAUACGUGCGUGCAUAUGUAUAUAAAAUAACUUUCAUUUUCUUGAUCUGUAUAUAUGUGUGCCUACAUAUAUACAAUUAUGUGUGUAA